This is a messenger RNA of Ylistrum balloti, 13275 nucleotides long. RefSeq names its product sacsin-like. Lineage: Eukaryota; Metazoa; Mollusca; Bivalvia; Pectinida; Pectinidae. Gene Ontology annotation, molecular function: Hsp70 protein binding. The coding region runs from base 1 to 13227 and encodes 4408 amino acids. The record is from RefSeq and is a predicted model, not a curated record. The transcript has 8 exons.
AUGGAUGGGGAUGAGGAAGAGGAGUCUGACGGGGAGAUGGAACCAGAGUACUCUGGUUUAGAACAGCCUCCUCUCACACGCAUGCUAAAGAACAUUCUGUCGGAGUAUCCUGAUGACGGUCAAAUACUCAAGGAGUUGAUACAGAAUGCAGAAGAUGCUGGUGCAUCAGAAGUGAAGAUACUAUUUGAUAGCAGAAAUGUUAACCAAGAACCUUACAGUGAGAAGAAAAAACCUUUCAACAAAUACUUCAAGGGCCAAGCUUUAUUCUUUCACAAUAAUGCCGUAUUCUCUGAUUGUGAUUGGCGAGGUAUCAAAAUGCUGUACAGCAGCGUGAAGGAGUUGGACCCAUUGAAGGUUGGAAGAUUUGGACUUGGCUUCAAAUCUGUUUUUCAUAUAACAGAUUACCCAAUGAUUGUGUCUGGGAAGAAGCUACUUGUUAUAAAUCCUUACACAACCAACCCUGACAAGGUUUGCACAAGCUUCCACUUGGAGAAAUUGACAAAAUACAAAGGAAUGGAUAUGAAAGCCCUUACAGAUGCAUUUGAGGGUAUUUUUGGGUUUGGGGAGGAGACCCUGAGAGGUGGUGAGUACAGAGGUACCCUGUUCAGGUUUCCUCUGCGACAGAAGGGCACAGAAUUAUCCGGGAAUAUUUAUAACGAGGAGAAAAUUGAAACAUUGUUUGAUUCCUUUACAACAGAGGCACCAAUGACACUCCUGUUUCUGAAAAAUCUUGAAGAAAUGUCCUUAUACAGACAGAACCAUGGAAACCAGCCUAGUUACAGAGUUAGAAUCCAAGGACAAGGAUCAGAACUGGUACUGGAGAAGAGGCGGAAAUUCAGCAAGGAUCUACAGAUUUAUACCAAAGGUAGCAUGUCAAAUGAUUUGAUAUGCAGCCUCCAUGUGACCACAAGAGUGGAGACACGUGAUCGGAACAGUUUGACAAGGCUUGAAGACAAAUCAUGGUUCAUUGUCAAUGCAGUUCUAGGAUAUAGCAACAUGUCCUCACAAUUUUGUAAACUUUCCCAAGAUAAAGAACUAUCGUACAGUCCCUAUGUUGGAAUUGCAAUUCCAUAUGAGAACAUCGAAGAUUUCAAAGGACAUGUCUUUUGCUUCCUUCCUCUUCCAUUGGAGGCAUGCAGCCUGACUGGACUCCCUGUUCAUGUGAAUGGAUUCUUUGCUUUGAGUCAGAAUAGGCGCCAUGUGAAGUGGCCAUCUGCUGAUUUGCGACAAUCUGCCAUCAAUGCUGAUAAAUCCCUCCAGUGGAACCAGGUCCUCGUGAAAGAGGCCCUAUCCCACAUCUACCUGACUACGGUACGACAGCUGAUCACAAGAUGUACAGAAGAAAACAACCCUGUUGAUCUAGUCAAAGUUGUGUACCGAUCUAUCCCAUGUCUGGAUGCUGUGGAUGUGAAAUGGUGCAUUGUCUUGGAGCCAUUAGUGAAGGGACUUCUGCAGAUGCCUUUCCUGUACACCAAAAACCAAGGAGGACAGUGGAUCCAGCAUAGUAAUGCAGUGUUUGAAUGUCCUGAUAACAACAGCAAUGCUGGAGUGAGGGAUACACUUCGACAAAUCAUGAUGCAGUAUAAACAAAACCUCACGAUUGUCCCUCCGCAUGUCAAAGCAUUAUUGGAACAAAACACAAGUAUGACUAUGCUGACUCCAGCCUUCUUAGCAAACCUCCUCAAACAGAACAACUGGUACGAAAACUGUAGCUCCGAACAAAAACUCCACCUGCUGCAAUAUCUGAUGUCAGUGAAACAGUAUAACCUUCUGAACAAUUUGAAACUAUUGCCUUUAGAAAAUGGGGAGUUUGCUGCAUUUCAGAGCAAUGGCUGUGUGUAUAUGUGCAAAGAAACAACAGGAAGGUUGAUCCCAGGCUGUGAGGACCAGAUUGUGAAAUUAAAUCUUCCUGACAUUGUCAAAGACUUACAACAGAUUAGCAGUGAAGGUACCUUUCAGGUCAAAAACUUGGAUUGCGAUGGCUUUGUAAGACUUCUCCAGUUGUGUAUUGAUCGUAACCUGGAGGACAGAGGUCAGUUUAAAGUUUGGGAUACUAAGAGGUCUUCACUUCCUGGAGACUGGUUAGAGAGUGUCUGGUCCAAGCUUGCUGAAUGCAGGACUUUGGACUGCUUCCAAGACUUGCAUCUGGUGCCAGAGAUAGCUGGAGAUCAUUACAUUCUUCAUAGACUCUCAAGCUUGCUGAUUGUGAAGUCACAUAAGUCCUACAACCUACCAGAUGAUCUGUGUAGAUCUAUGAACCGGUUUUCAGUCAAAGUAUUAUCAGUGUUACCUCCCUAUGUGGCAAAACAUCCAGAUAUCACUAAGUACAUACACAAUCCUUCAGCAUCUAGCUUUCUGGGCUUGCUUGAUCAUCUGUACAAUAAUAACAAAGAUUACUUGCAAAGUUUUAACAAUGAGGCUAGCAAAGCUGAAAGAAUUUCAUGGAGAAAAUAUUUAGAGCAUUUUGAUAUUGGAAAAGUUGGAGUGAAAUUACUGAAGAGAAUGAAUAUUUUUGAAGAACACCAAAGUAGUAGCUACACUUCUGUCAAUCAAGUGAAUAUGCUGGCCCCAAAACUCCGAAAUACCUUUCCUGUCAAAUAUCCUCGCCGUCUGCUUUCCUCAUCAGCUGUCUGCCAAUGCAAGUUAGCCGAAAAACUAGGGGUCACAGAACUUACUCAAGAAGCUGUUAUAGAGGAAAUAUUGUCAGUUGAAUGGAAUUCCUACUGUGAUUCAGACAAGAAAAAGCUGAUGUUGCAUUUUGUUAUAAAUAUUCAUCAAUUCAAAAGCAAUCUUGCUUUGAUGAGUUUGGCAAGAGAAACUAAGUUUGUACCUACUUCCAAAGGAGAUUUACAAAAACCAUCACAGCUUUACAACCCCACAAUACCUCACCUGGGGGAGUUGGUAGGGGAUAAUUCCAUGUUUCCAGCACAACCGUUUUCAUCCCCAAACAUCCUGACUGGAUUACGUGAUUUGGGUUUGGAAUCAUCGAAACCAUCAGAUGAUCUCAUCAUUUCCUGUAUCAAGGACUUGGACAGAAAAGUACAACAGGGUCAAAUAUCAAACUUGAAACAAGCAGAGGCAGUGAAUUACUUUCUUUCUCAACGGAAUGAACUACUUCAUUCAAAUUCUCUGAUGGACAAGAAAUUUCUUGCACCGCUGAAGAAAACAACUAUUUAUCCCACUGUCUUACCAUGGUACUGCAGUAGUUACAGACUCUGCACACCAAGAGAAUGUCUCAUAGCAACCACUCAGAAUCAACGAAUAGCUGGGUCUGUCAUCCCACUCGUUUCAGAAGAAACCUACGGAUAUAUGCAGAAUUAUUUCCUGUUGCAUGAACCAGAGGUUGAGGAUGUGUUACAACACCUGUUAAACAUCAAACAAAACUACAAGGUUAAUAACAAGCCCGACCUGUUGCCAUGUAUUAAUGAGGUUUAUCACUUUCUGGCAAGACAACAUUGCAGCUUUGAUGAGAUACAAACUUUCUUUUCAACUGAGUCUUUGGUUUGGACAGGGGAAACAUUUGUUGAAGUAGGUGGUGUUUACACUACACGAGGGCCGGAUGACAUCCCGUUAGAGCCUUACAUGUACUGUCUACCACCAGAGUUUCAAUCUAUCAAAAGCUUGUUUGAGAAGAUUGGUUGUCAUGAAAAACAAACAGUGGAUGUUCUUGAUAUUGUACAGAAUAAAAUCAAAGCUAAACAUGAUCAAUCAGUUUAUUCAAGGAAUGAUGUUGAAAAGGACUUGAACAUUACUGUGCAAAUACUGACUCGAUUCAAACAGGAUCCAGAGUCUGUGUCAUAUCUUGAUGUUCUGUUUCCAGUACACACAGGCUCUAACACAAGUUUGAAAUUGAUGUCCGCUUCUGAGUGUAGAUAUAGUAAUGAAGAGUGGUUGAAGACAAUUGCAGAAGAGGAAGAAGAGACCAUUUACUAUGUCCAUGCUAACAUUCCAUUACACACUGCCAAAGUCCUGGGUGUUCGCUCACUGACAGAGGGCCUGAUGACCGAUACAGAAGCAAUAGAGCCUUGUGGUCAGCAUGAAGACCUCACAGGGAGGAUCAAAGGGUUGUUGGAUGGUUACACAGAUGGUCUAUCAGUUCCAAAGGAGAUUGUUCAAAAUGCUGAUGAUGCUGCUGCCACAAAGGUUUGUUUCCUGUAUGACGAGCGUGAAAAUAGGGAUUUUAGAACACGACUGAUAGACCAAAAUAUGGCUGGAUUCCAAGGUCCAGCUCUGUGGGCAUAUAACGAUGCACGUUUUUCUGAGGCAGAUUUACGUAACAUUACUAAACUUGGAGGAGCAACAAAACAGGAGGAUGACACCAAAAUUGGGAAAUUUGGAUUAGGGUUUUGCUCUGUGUACAAUUUGACUGAUGUCCCAAGUUUCAUAACGGGAAGUGACCUUGUCAUUUUCGAUCCACAUGUCAGAAAUUUAGGAAAUGCUGUGAAAGGAAAGGAACCAGGGAUCAAGAUAAAUUUGAAAAGUAUGCAGAAUCAGAUACUUGUGAGAAGAAUGAAGAAUCAGUUUCAACCUUACAAUGGAGUGUUUGGUUGUGAUAUGGCCAUGGAUGAGGACUUCCAUGUCUAUAAUGGAACACUAUUUCGGCUUCCCUUGAGGACAAAUGAGCAGGCAGGGAAAAGUGAAAUAAAAGAUGCUGCUUAUUCCAAGUCUGAUAUGAAAGAACUUCUCCACAUGCUGAUGGAAAAUGGUGGAAAUAUGCUGUUAUUUACUCAAAACGUGACAGAGAUAGAAGUGUAUCACUUACCUGCCAAUGUUGUAGAUCCCAAGCAGAGCAUACUUAUUUACAAAGCUACAAAAAGUAUGGUGUCAUCGAAUCCUCAAAACAUACAGAUAUCUGAUACCUUUAACAUUCUGAAAGAGGUAUCAUUGCUGUAUUCACCAAUUCGACGUGGACAGAUGCAUAUACCAGCCACACAGAAGAUAAUACUCAGUGAUAUCAACAUACAGGUGGAAAAAUCUGCGAAGAGUUUCACAUCUUCUGAAGUAAUUGAAACACAAUCAUCUACUCGAUGGAUCGUCUCCUAUGCUACAGGUACUUCAGGAAGCAUGGAAAUUUCAAAGCAGGCCAAAGGUGUGUUACCACUGGCAGGUGUAGCAACUCCUGUGAAGAUGAAUGGAUGUGUUCUUAAGAUAUUGCCUUUGGAUAGUAUGCCGUUUGGACUUUACAAGACGGGACAUUAUUUCUCAUUUCUUCCACUUCCUAUAGGAACAGGACUCCCGGUACACAUCAAUACUACAUUUGCUGUAGCCCCAGAUAGACGAUCUAUCAUGUGGGGAACAGAGGACGAUAAAACUGAGCUGUUUAAACCUCGAUGGAAUCAUUCUCUAAUGACAGAUGCAAUUCCUAAUGCAUAUGUGACACUACUUGAGAGUCUGAAGAACUACACUGGAGUCAGCAAUGAAGAAUAUAUCAACAUUUGGCCUAUUGAUUCUACAAAGUCAGUUGAACUUCAAAACAUGCAGAAGGCAUUUCUCACAAAAAUUGUCAAGCAGAACCCAGUAGUGUUUAAAAGGAAUGACUUAUGGGCCGCAUUUGAUAACUGCAAGUUUAUGGAUCCAAAACUGCUUGAAUCAGAUGUAGCAGAAAUAGCUUAUAAAGCUUCAAUUCAUUUCUUGGAAGCUGACAAUUGUAACAGCAAAAAGUUGAUGAGACUGGAAAAGGUCCUUUACAAUUCCUUGUGUACAGCUGGGCUUGAAAGUACUGUCAAGACUAAGAUGUUUUCUACAGAGAAUUUCUUUGCAGAAGUUCUUUUUCCAAAAAUUCAGUCAGAGUUUUGGGAGUCAAGAGAAAGGAACAUGCUUGUUUUGUUUGCUGUAGAUAAUAUUAGUGAGACAACCAAGAAACUGCUCCAAGGAACAAAAUGCUUUCCAGCAGAACCAACAGGAGAACUAAAGUGUCCUCAUGAUCUUAUACAUCCAGACAGCAAACUCGUGGAUUUCUUUACCGUGUGUGAAGGGCGGUUUGUUCACAAGGAAAUGGUAGAAGCAGGUGUCAAGGAGAGAAAGAAAAAUCUAUCAGAUAUUGGGAUGAUAGUGGAUACAUUACCAAAGGACCUGAUUAUAGACAGAGCAAAGACUGUACAGGAAUUAUCAAAGGACUGCGGUAAAUGUGCAUUGGAAAGGUCCAUUAGCAUUGUUAAGUAUAUUCAAAGAAAUUGUAUGUCUGAUUCUUCACUUAUUGACCAACUCAAAGGCAUACCAUUCUUACCCAUACUUCAGAAACCAAAGAACUGGACUUUUCCAUGGCAAGCGGAAACUUUGUAUUUAGAAACCUGUUCAACAAGCAUAUUAUCUGAAAGGGUUGCAAAAUGUCAACAUGCUAUGAAAGUAGAUAUUCAUUUUGCAAACCCAGUUUGUCUUUAUCUAGACUCAAGACAUUGUCUUGUUGGCUCACAGGAGCUUGUUCUGGACAUGUCAUGCUACAAAUACGUUAAUGACAACACAUUCUGUCAUUUUGGAGUCAAUGGAGAAAAAUAUGAAGACAUUUCUGUUAAUGUAGUUUGCAGACAUUUGAUUGACCUGUGUGAAACCAUUGACCCUAAUAACAUUACCAGAGAUUCAAAAAGCCUACUCAAGGAAACCUGCAAUAAGACUUAUUCCUUCUUGAAUGAUAGAAUAUCAAAUGAAACUGUUUCUGAAGAAGAAAAAGAAUACAUUGAUAAAUUGAAAGAGCAUCCUGUUAUUUUGUGCCAUAACAAAUUUGUCAAACCAAAACAAACAGCACUCUGUGUUUUGAUGGAUUGUGAACCUUACUUGUAUGGAUUGCAGGGUCAUCACCUACUACUCAAAUGUAAAAAUCUGGUUGAUAUUCUCGAUAUAAAAAGCCGGUUUACUACUCAGGACAUAUUAAAUGUGAUGACGGAAAUGCAAAAUGACAAAGGAUCAGAGCACUUGUCAGAAGAAGAACUGGAGCUUUACAACAACUUCAUGAAAGUCUUAACAUCCUGUAUGGAUUAUGAGAAAAUUGACAGUUGCGAUCUGCGUGCAAUUAUGAAAAAUGAGUUUUCAACAGAACUAUGUAUUCCUGAUAUAGAUGGUAGCCUGUCAUCCAUUGAUGACCUUUGUUUAAAUGACAGUGAGAAAAUUGGAAAGAGUGGAAAAAUGAAAUUUGUCAAUGGAAAAAUUGGUCCAGAUUUUGCUCGCAAACUUGGUGUCAAAGCCAAAAUAAAACAACACUUCUUCGAUCGUAUGAGGAAAAUACCUUUUGGACAGAAAGAGGAAUUAACUACAAGAAUAAAAAAGAUUCUAGAAGGAUAUCCAUGUGAUGAAGGAAUAAUGAAAGAACUUCUCCAGAAUGCUGAUGAUGCUCAAGCCACAGAGCUUCACUUUAUUUUGGACAGUAACAACUACUCUGCUAAAAUGGUCUUUGAUGAUAAAUGGAAACCAUUACAAGGUCCUGCUCUUCUUGUUUAUAACAACAGCGAGUUUAGUGACAAGGACAUACAGGGAAUCCAAAAUCUUGGAAUAGGCAGCAAAGGAGAGGAUCCAACAACAACCGGACAGUAUGGUGUUGGUUUUAAUGCUGUUUACCAUCUAACUGAUGCACCGUCUUUUAUUACAAAGGGCCCAAACGUAGAGAAGGGUGAAACAAUGUGUAUCAUGGAUCCAUAUUGCCAGUUCUUAUCAGAUGCCACAGAAGAACGGCCUGGGAUUCAGUUAGUGGAUCUACCAGACCACAGAGAGUUGUACCCAGAUGUUUUCAAAUGCUACCAUGAAGAUAAACUUUUGCCAGACAAUGGGACAAUUUUCAGAUUUCCACUAAGAAGAGGAAAUGAAUCAAGAAAGCAUUUAGCCAAACCAUUGUCAUCUGAAAAGCUUAAAGACCUGCUGAAAACAUUUGAGAAAGAGUUACUAGAAACCUUACUUUUUGUUAAUUCAGUUAAAAAAAUCACUGUGUCGGAUAUAUCUUCUGGUGAGUGCAAAAAUGAAUAUGUGGUGGAAACUAUUAUCUCUGAAGAGGAUGAGGAAAAAAGGAACGAUUUUGGAAACCAUUUGCGAAAUGUGAGCAGGAAAUUUAGAGAUACUCAAGACCUAAUAAGCAUACAAGAUAAGAGUGUUUUUUACAAUGUUACGGUAAAAGACAGCAAUGGUGUUAAAAAUACUUGGUUAAUAGUUCAACAGAUAGGGUUCGGAAAUGGUGACAUUCCUCAAGGAGUACUGAAUGCAUACAAAGAGCAAAACCUCAGACUUUUACCAAGAGGUGGUGUAGCUUUCCUUCUGUCUUCACACAAAGAAUCAGGAAGACACUUUGUUCCCCAACAAAAAUACAGAGCAUUUUGUUUUCUGCCUCUGCCAUUAAACACUGGUCUGCCUGUCAACGUGAAUGGCCAUUUUGCUCUAGGUGGAGAAACAAGAUGUAGUUUGUGGGGUAGGGAACAAGGAACGUACAAAUGGGAAUGGAAUCAACUACUGCUAAGUAAGGUGAUUCCUUCUGCAUACGUCAUGGGUAUGGAAAGAGUAAAAGAGAUGCUUCUGACUGGUGGGAGGGAAUCUGGACUUGUCAAAAGUGCAAAACAGCUAGAUAAUUUGUUUCCAAUUUUUCAGGAGGCUAAAGAUGAAAACUGGAAGUUAUUGGCAAAGGAAGUUCUGAAUCAGAUCUAUGAUGAUCAUCAUGCGUUGUUCUACUUGCAAGAGCAGCAGCAACCACAACAACAAUAUCAGUCACAGCAACAACAUCUGACACAUCAACAACACUUGACACAUCAACAACACCACACACAACAACAAUAUCAGUCACAGCAAUUUGUGUUUGUGCCUCUAACUGAGCCUGGAGAAGAAUUUCCAGCUGUCUUUGACACCUUAAAACCCAUGGGAGGGCAGCUGAUGUCUGAUAUCAAGCUGUUAUGUCAAGUUUUGAAAGAUAUUGGACUGAGACUUCUUGAUUCUAAAACAAAAAUACUGAAAAGUAUGAAGGAUGCUGGCAUAACAGUAGCUGAACUAUCCCCGAAUGCCAUUUUAGAAUUUUUGAAAUCAUUCCAAAGGACAGAUAUCAGACAUAGAUGUAACAUUAAGAUUGAGGAUCAUGGCACAGAUAUGUCAGAUACCAGUCUACAAAAACAGGAAAAUGUUUUUAAAUUACUACUCUACUGCAAAGAGAGUGAAGAAUAUUCCUCCAAAAUUAUUGGUGUCCCCUUGUGUUUAACUAGGGAUGAGAAGCUACGGGUGUUCAAGGAAGGCAGUGAAAUAUUUUGCACUGAGAAGUUUUUAGUUUUACCCAGGUCCAGAAAUCGGUUUCUUCAUGAAUCUUUAUUGCACCUUGUUGACACACAGGAAGUACAAGAAAGAAUAUUCAAGCCUUUUGAUAUCCAUUCAUUUGCUGAGUGCUUAGUUGAAAACUUGAGUCCAGAAAGGUUUAAGAAUCCUACAGAAUUGCUGGACUGGCUGCCUUCUGGUACUGACCUUCCCAAUUCAUGCUGGAUCUGUAAGGUGUUGGAGUUUGUGGUACAACAGGAGAAGACAUAUAAAGAAAACAAUGGCUGUGAAGCUGUUUGGACUCUCCCACCAGGAUUAACACCUGUCGCUCCUUGGAAUCUACUACCAUGUACACUUAAGGUUAAGACAAAUAUCUCUGUAUCAACUAGGAAAGUAUUAGCAUCAAUGUCAGUUUUCGAAAAAGUGUUGAACUUGGAAUCGUUUACAGGUGAUUUGAAGGAAGUAAUGGGAGAGCUUGCACUUCCUGUUCUAGAUACAGAUGUAUUACAAAGCAUAGUUCUUGACUUUUUGAUACCACACAUGAAAAAGCCAGCAAUGGUGUUGAACUGUUUGUACCAACACUGUAAAGAGUCAGGAUUUCGAAAUCUUCCAACAAGAAAAGCUAAUGCUAUUUUGGAGUAUUUUGAGAAUGAUAUCAAGGAAGUUGAAAAGCUUCCAGAAUGGACAAGGAAACUGAAGUCACUUCCACUGCAUUUGACUGCCCAUGGAAAACUUGUGUCACUUGAGAUGGAACAAAAUGUCCUUGUGCUUCCACAUGAUAUACCAGGUGAAGGAAUAACAGAAUGGGGUCGGAAUUCCAAUACGCUGCUUUUAAAACAGAAUGAGAAGCUUGAAAAAAUGUAUAAUGCCUUUCAGUACACAGUAAGCAGCAUAUGUGAUGUUUAUUCAAAGAAUAUAUUAGCCAACAUGGAUUAUCUUCCGAAGUCCUGCAUUCCUAUCCACUUAAGAUACAUACAAAAUCAUCUUCUUUCAUUUGAUGGCAAAUAUAAUACUGAUCAGCAAAAUCUGAUUGCUACUUUGAAGACAUUGAGAGUUUUUGACACAAAAAAUGGAGGAUCCAAAUGUGCAUCUGAAUUAUAUAGUCCUCAUAUUGAACUCUUUACGGUUAUGUCCAGUCACUUGGAAUUUCCAAUGGCACCAUAUGAUGAAUGGGAAUGGAAAUCCUUUAUGGAACUCAUCGGCAUGGUAAACAAAGCAACGAACCAGUUGAUAAUCCAGUUUGCUGAUCAGAUAGAAGCAGAGGGAAGACAUACAGUUACACAGGAGGUGUGUAAAAAAUCCAAUACUUUACUUACAUACAUCUGGGACAUCAAAGAGUUAGAGAGUAUUGGCUUGCUAUCCAGCAUUCGGUCUAAAAAGUUUAUUCUGCCAUCAAUGAUAUCUUAUACAAACAAAAAAAUUUAUCCGCAGUAUGAAUCUGGGAAAUUGAUGGCAUUUGAAGGUGCUGUUCCUGAAAAGUACAGUAAAUAUGUUUGGAGUACUUGCCACAUCCUGCCAAGAAUUGCCAACCCAUUCAUUGGAUUUAAUAUGAAGAAAUCAGAUGCAGUAGCUAAACAGCUUCAGGUAUGUUUGAAGGAACCGCCACUGGAGAAGGUUAUUCAACACACUCAAAAUAUUUGUGAUGCAUUGAAAGAACAGUGUGAAAGUAAUGCCUGGCAAAAGGAGGAUGAAGAUCUGAAAAGCCUCAUGUCAGACAUCUAUAAAUAUCUGUGGCAAAAUGGAGCAAAGCAGGACAUUCUUUCUGAGCGCCUUAGGCAGAAACCUCUAGUGUAUUUACCAUCAGAGAACAAAUUUGUGAGAUGUGGAACCCUCAUUAUCCAUUUGGAAGAGAUGGGAGAAAUCAAGCCAUAUCUUUACCAAGCGCCGAUGGUAUUCGGUGGAAACUUUGAGUUAUUUAGAAUGCUUGGUACAGAAGAUAGACCCACAUGUGCAACUUAUGCAAGAGUAUUGGAGCAAAUCAAACAGGAAGUGAGAGACGAAGAACUUAAUGCAAAUGAGAGAGUGUCCGUGCAGAAAGCUCUAAAUGGACUGUUUUUACAAAUGGAGAAAAGUGCUGACGAGUGUUUGCAGGUGCCUGUGCUGUAUUUUCCAACAGAAGAUAACAAAGUGGUGGAUUCAACAAAAAUGAUAUACCCAAACAACAGAGUGUUUUACGAUGCGAUCGGAAAGGAAGCAGGAUUGCCUUACUUCAUAGGUUUUAAAGCAUUGAAACUGCGUUAUUCAGAAUAUGAUAUAGAAAGGUUGCCAGACAAAUACAGACCACAAAUUUUGACUAAGAUUGUUAAAAAAAGGGUAGAUACAACAGAUCUUGAAGUUAUACCCGGGCAUCACACAAAACUGUUGCAAGAGUUCAUUCAAAGCCCAGAAUUUGUUGAGGGACUCCUUCGAAUCUCACGUCAUGAUUCACAUAGUAAAGGAAUUAGUGGUACAGUAAUGUAUCAAAGAAAUGAAGAAGUCUCAGAAAGCAAAGUGGUGUCUGAUCUACAAAAAAUCAGAGUGGUUCAAGUUAAAAAACUGAAAGUUGACUAUGUUUUCAAAGAGAAAAUUGUCGGAAGUAAUGAAGAUGUUUACAGCCAUAUUGAGAAGGAAGAAAAUGGUCAGCAGGGACAUGUCUGGAACCUCUUCACAAAAAUUCCAGAAGGAGUGGAUAUAAAGGAUUGGAUUCUAGAAAUUGGAGAGGUUUUUGUAAAACUAAUUAAAAAAUCCACAAGCAUUGAUUGUUUCAGUCAUAAAACUCUGAUGCUGAAAAUUCUUAUGGCAAUGGACCAACCACAAAAGAUUUCAACAAUUUUGGACCGAGACGAUAUUCGAGAAUAUCACAUACAUCACUCACUUUAUGAACAUUUUUUUCCAGUUUGUGGCUCUUUUGUACAUAAGAAGUGGCACCACAUGUUGGACAACACCAAAUUUACAUUUGACACUGGAGAAUAUGUUGCUGUACAGCUACAUGAUGAGGAAACAUCAGAUGAGGAGGAAAGUGACAUGUAUAUCUAUGCCAAGAUUGUGAAAUUGAAAGGUUGUGAUGUGGAAGGAGAGUUAUCACCUGAACUGACCAGAUAUGAAGUUGAUGUUGGAGAGGACAGAAUCCUUAUCAAAGUUGCAUAUGAGUUAUACAAAUUUAUUCGCAAAAAGACAAAUUCAAGAGAACUUGUCCAUGCUGUGGAUGUUUCUAAUGAUAUGUCCCCUAAGACCAAACCUCUUCAAGUGAUUUUCAAAGAGGUCAGACAGAAGUUAUUGGCUAUAUGGAAAUUACCAGAGAAGGAAAAACGACUUAUCUUCAAGAGAUACUUGAGACAGUGGCAUCCAGACAAGAAUACCGACAACCAGGAGCAAGCUACAGAGGUGUUCAAGUAUAUCAAACAUGUUUGGGACAGACUUACGAAUGGUAACCCAGUGCACAUAGAUGAUGACGUGGAUCCUUUUAACUACUCCCGCUCUGGGCCAUCACCAAACAAAGAUUUCUAUGAGAACGUCUAUAGACAGUGUUCAAGAGAACGACAAUGGUAUCAAGAGUCAUCAGGGUGGUCAUCAGGGUCAUCAGGGUCACAUGGAGGUCACCACAGGCCUUAUUAUCGUGACAAUGAUCCUGUGUCCAAUCCUGUGCAACAGAGAAAAUGUUUCAAACAGGCAGAAUUGGAUCUGAGUGCAGCUGAACAUUUUAUGGAGUCAGCAGGAGUCGUACAAGGGUACAAUUGGAUAUGUUACAUUAGCCACCAGGCUGUGGAGAAAGCACUGAAGUCAAUGCAAUAUAAGAACAAUGCCAAUAGUGUUGAGAGAGGUCAUAACAUUUAUGGUAUCGCUGCCUCGUUAGGGGAUACUUCUCUAAUGAAUGCAGCUAGUGAAAUGGAAAGUCUUCUUGGAAAUCACACACACAUGCGAUAUCCUGAUGUACAUGCUUCUGGGAAGAUUCCGUCAACAUACUUUACAAAGAGUCACGCUGAAUCAGCUCUGAGAAUAGCAAGGAGAGUCUUGGAAGAAGUGGAAACAAAGAAGUGAAAACAUGUACAACUGAAAGAAGAAGCAUUGACUUGGCAGUGAAAUGUA